GUCAGCAGCACGUCGUCGGUCGACCGAAAUCACAUUACUCGUGUUCGAGAAACAUUUACCGACGGUCUAAACGAAAACCAGCGGGUAAACGCGCGGAGUAGCUAAUGAACGAAUGAAGCAAGAACAAUGGCCAACCUGACAGUCCCAAAACACAUCGGCUAACAGAGAGAGAGGGAGAAAGAGAGAGACUGUGUCAGCCAGCGAGGGAGGGCUGAAGGGACGAGGCAGAGGUAGAUAAACAGCUGUCUGAUAAAGAUACGGAUGAAAUAAAAACAAAUAGCAUAUAUUAGGUCGCUUAAACGGUGAACAGAGUAAACGGCGGAUAGUCACAUCUCGCGGCGUCUGGAAGCGAGUCGCGUAAAUGUAGGAUGAGUAAAUAAAUAAAUAAGAGCGCGUGAGCGUCAUCUGCAGUGUGUAGCAUCUACAUCUACUUGCACCACCUGAAGACAACGACCGACACUGACUGCUGGGAAAUAAAGAAACGGGGGAAAACAGCGGAGAGGAAGGGACAAACGACGAACAAAACCAGUGAGGCUGUCAGCGUCCUUGUGAAACAGAAGAAACUGAGCAGCGGUUUCUUGUAUCUGAGGGAAGGAGGCAGAAGCGGGUAUCAGUGCUGCAGCGGCCGCCGCGAUGCUCUACACAUGUAGGCACGUUUGAAGCAGUUCAUCCCCGCCCUGUGUGGAUCUGACCGAACCGAACCGACUGUACGAGGACGGAUUUAACAGCGGGGCGCUGCGAAAAGGACUUAAGGCUGACGACUGGUAAUAUGACGAUAACCUUUAAUUAACAAGUGAUGCAUUUGAACCUGUGUGGAGGAGAUAAAUGACAGGAUUUUAAUCGCCCGUUUGUUUUUCAACAUGGAUUGAUUGGCCCACCAUCACAGGAUAGAGUGCUUAUUACACCCGCGUUUUGCUACGUUACAGGUUUAUACCUCUAGCCUAUAAAUAUUUAAAUAAAGACCAAAUUUAGGCCGAUGACUUUCUGAUGACGACAGUACGGCAGAGAUGUCUUUAUUGUAGAAAUGGAUGUUCGCCCCAGCAUCUCUCCAUAAAGAUAUAGGCAGUUACAUUCACCCUGUGCUUGCCUCCGUGUCUAAUUUCGUUUAUUUUAAGGGGCUUUAAUGUAACACGAGCGAGAGACGCGUCAAAUUGAACACCGAUAGCUUUUAGUCCACCAUCCCUGUCUACAUUUCGACCAGGUUAACGUCAGAUAACUUGUGUCUUUAGUCGAUCCUUGUUUUUUUUAUUUGACUUUUUCAAUCGAAAACAAAAAUAUUUUGGGCCAAAAACAAGGCAUUGGGUGCCUGUUCCUGCCGUUGGCUGCUAUCCUAAAACAAUCUUCUGCCGAGCACCACCUUCGCAGCGAUGGAGACCCCCACGAAGCUGCCUCCGUCGAGCCCUUCUUCGCCGACCACGGGCUUCUCUGUACCGAGCGCGGAGAAGGUGGAUGGUUUCCCCCGCCGCUCGAUGCGCCGCGCUCGGCAGCGACGGUCCCACAGCUCCUCACAGUUCCGCUACCAGAGCUCCCAGGUGGAACUCACGCCGCUGCCCUUACUGAAAGAUGCUCCAGUGGCUGAACUUCAUGACUUAUUCUGCAAGAAGCUGCAGCAGUGUUGUGUGCUGUUUGACUUUCUGGACUGUGUGGCCGACUUAAAGGGGAAAGAGAUCAAACGCGCCGCGCUGAACGAGCUUGUGGAGAGUGUGGCCACCAGUCGCGGAGUCCUCAUCGAGCCCCUGUACCCGGAGGCCAUUAAGAUGGUGAGAUGA
Messenger RNA from Danio aesculapii, 1769 nucleotides. RefSeq names its product protein phosphatase 2, regulatory subunit B', beta (gene ppp2r5b). The transcript is spliced from 2 exons. The record is from RefSeq and is a predicted model, not a curated record. Gene Ontology annotation, biological process: protein dephosphorylation; signal transduction. Bases 1368 to 1769 code for a protein of 133 amino acids. Gene Ontology annotation, molecular function: protein phosphatase activator activity. NCBI's taxonomy places the organism in Eukaryota, Metazoa, Chordata, Actinopteri, Cypriniformes, Danionidae. Gene Ontology annotation, cellular component: cytosol; protein phosphatase type 2A complex; nucleus.